Messenger RNA from Diceros bicornis minor, 2290 nucleotides. It is a transcript of the gene BST1, whose product is annotated as bone marrow stromal cell antigen 1. The record is from RefSeq and is a predicted model, not a curated record. The transcript is spliced from 10 exons. Lineage: Eukaryota; Metazoa; Chordata; Mammalia; Perissodactyla; Rhinocerotidae. Bases 82 to 1146 code for a protein of 354 amino acids. Gene Ontology annotation, biological process: positive regulation of B cell proliferation. Gene Ontology annotation, molecular function: NAD+ nucleosidase activity; phosphorus-oxygen lyase activity. Gene Ontology annotation, cellular component: plasma membrane.
UCGUGCCCAGCGUCAGCUCGGGGGGGCCGCCUUAGUGCGUGGAGAGGAAGCGAGUCCAGGUGGCACUCCGAAGUCCCCGCGAUGGCUGCACGGGGAUGCGAACCUUCACGGCUGCCGCUGCCGGUACUGCUGCUGCUGCUGCUGCUGCCGCUGCCGGCCGCGGGCGCUGCAGGCGCGCGGUGGAGCGGGGAGGGCACCAGCCCGCACCUGCAGAGCAUCUUUCUGGGCCGCUGUGCCGAGUACAGCUCGCUGCUGAGCACGGAGGAGCGGAACAAGAACUGCACAGCCAUCUGGGAAGCCUUUAAAGUGGUGCUGGACAAGGAUCCCUGCUCUGUGUUUCCCUCGGACUAUGACCUUUUUAUCAACCUCUCCAGGCACUCUAUUCCCAGAGACAAGUCUCUGUUCUGGGAAAAUAACCAGCUCCUUGUCACUAGCUAUGCAGAGAACACCCGUCGCUUUACACCUCUAUGCGAUGUUCUGUAUGGCCGGGUUGGAGAUUUCUUGAGCUGGUGUCGACAGACAAAUGCCUCUGGACUCGAUUACCAAUCCUGCCCCACAGCAGAAGAUUGUGAAAACAAUCCUGUGGAUUCUUAUUGGAAAAGGGCAUCCAUCCAGUAUUCAAAGGAUAGUUCUGGGGUGAUCUAUGUCAUGCUGAAUGGUUCAGAGCCAACAGGAGCCUAUCCGGUUAAAGGUUUUUUUGCAGAUUUUGAAAUUCCCCACUUCCAGAAGGAUAAAAUCACACGAAUUGAGAUCUGGGUCAUGCAUGAAAUUGGGGGACCCAAUGUGGAAUCCUGUGGAGAAGGCAGUGUGAAAGUCCUGGAAGAGAGACUGGAGGAAAUGGGUUUUCAGUACAGCUGCAUUAAUGAUUACCUAAAUAGAACCUAUGUACAGAAAAAUGCACAAACCAUAAGUAUGCAGUUGGAUGAAUUUUCACAAGUUCAGCAUAUACCUGAACCAGCACCCAGACCAAGAAACAGAAGACCAGUGAAGCUGUUAAAGUGCGUGGACCACAGCACUCAUCCUGACUGUGCCUUAAAGUCGGCAGCAGCACCUACUCAAGAAGAAGUCCCAUCCCUCUAUGCAGAACAAAGUGCCAGCCUCAUCAUUCCUCUCUUAGUGGCUGUGGCUUCAGUUGCUCAAAAGUAGCUAGAAACUCAGCUCUGCUGCCCUAACCAGCCGCCACCCCUGACACCUGCCCUUGCACACUCAUCCUUCUUGUUCUGUGUACACUCAGUGAUUCCAUUGUCUAAAGAAGCUUCCUGCUGGGAAAACAAUGUCCUGAAAUGGGUUUUUAAUGACACACAUGCCCAGGAUUUCAAAAACAAGAGAUUAGUCUUAUUUAACAGGUUAAAACUGCUGCAUUAGAAUUAAAAUAAAUUAUUUUCUUAUUUUCAUAUUGAUACAAAGCAUUGAGACCCAGACUGUUCAUUAUACAGUCAAACAUUUUUAGAAAAUUCUAAUAGAACUGUAUUUUAUAUUUUUUCUAUAUCCCCAGUAGGGCACACUGCAUGCUUAUUGAUAGCUUAUGAUCUAUGUACACUAUAUAAAUGUAUACAUAUAUAUUUGGUAGGCAAAGAUUUAUGUAUAAAGAUGUUCAUUUAAUGGUUAUUUAUAAUGGGGGAAAAAACCCAAAAUGUCUAAUAAUAGGAAACUGUUUACAUAUGGGUUGGUAUAUCUGUAGGAUGGAAUAUUAUUCAAAUAGUAAAAGUCAUGUUUACCAACCCAGAUGUCCUUCAGCUGGUGAAUGGAUAAACUAACUCUGAUACAUCUCUACAUGGAAUAUUACUCAGCAAUAAAAAGUAACCAGCUGUUGGCAUUUGUGCUAAGUGGAAGAAGCCAGAGCAAGAGACUACAUAAUGUAUGAUUCUAUUUACAUGACAUUCUGGAAAAUGCAAAACUAUAGGAACGGAGAACAGAUUGGUGGUUGCCAGGGGUUAAGACUAGGGGGAGGGCUGACUAAAAAGGAGCAGUGUGAGGGAAUUUGGGGGGAGUGAUGAAACUUUGUACAUUGUGAAUCUACGUAUUUGUCAACACUCACAGAACUGAACAUCAAAAGGAGUCAAUUUCACUGUAUGUAAAUGAAAUGUUUUCAAAGAACAUUUAAUCACAUAGGAAAAUGUCAACAAUAAGUGCAAGAGAUGGGAUAUAAAACUGUUUAUCAUAUGACCCAACUGUCUAAAUAUAAUAUAAAUGUAUAAUAUAAAUGUAAUAAAUAUAUAUGUGUGUUUGUGUGAUAUACAUAUUGUGAUUGAAUGAAAGGAAAGGUAAUAAAUCAAUUAUCUCGGGAUAA